CAUCGUAAAUCGGCUUUUAAAUCCCCCCGCACCCAAUCUCUCUCGCUAAGAGCACAAGUGAAUUCUCCUGACGGCAGGCUCAAGCCAAGCCAACCAAAACCAAACACUUCUGCUUAUCCCCAACUCAAUCUCCUCCAGAACCCCGAUGGAUCCCAAUCUCCAAACCCCAAAAUCCCAAGAAUCCACCGCUGAAGAACAGAGCAAGCAACAACAGCUCGCCAUUGUACCUUCCCAAUCCAUUUCACCUCCAUUUGCUGCUGCCUCUAUCUCUCUUUCUUUAUCCACAAUCCUCCCUACCCACUUCUUCAACCAUCCAAAAAUCUCUUCUUUAUUUUCCCACUCACCAACCAAGGCCAAAAUUCCCACUCAGGCAGCCUCUCUCUCUCACCUCUCUCUCUCCUCCUCUACUCUUUCCCCUCCCAAACUCUCCUUCAAGUCCACCAUCUCCGCCAACCCUUUACAGAACACUCUAUCUCUGGGCCCACGCCGCCCCGCUGACCCUUCCAAUGCCGCCGGAAUUCGUCGAGCUUCCAUUGUUUGGUUCCGCAGCGACUUGCGUGUUAAUGACAAUGAGUGCCUUAACUCUGCCAAUGAUGAGUCCAUGUCUGUUUUGCCUGUUUACUGCUUUGAUCCCAGAGAGUAUGGUAAAUCCUCUUCUGGGUUCGACAAGACUGGGCCUUAUCGGGCCAGUUUUUUGAUCGAAUCGGUUGCUGACCUCCGCAAGAACCUUCAGGUUAGAGGGUCUGACCUUGUGGUCAGAGUUGGGAAGCCAGAAACUGUGUUGAUUGAGUUGGCCAAGGCCAUUGGGGCUGAUGCUGUUUAUGCACACAGAGAGGUGUCUCAUGAUGAGGUUAAGGCCGAGGAGAACAUUGAGGCGGCCAUGAAAGAUGAGGGAGUCGAGGUGAAAUACUUCUGGGGAAGUACUUUGUAUCACGUGGAUGAUCUGCCUUUCAAGUUGGAAGACAUGCCAUCAAAUUAUAGUGGAUUCAAGGAUAAAUUACAGGGAGUGGAGCUUAGGAAAACUGUUGCUGCAUUGGAUCAGUUGAAGGGGAUGCCAUCAAGAGGAGAUGUGGAGCCUGGCGAGAUCCCGUCUUUGCUGGAUUUGGGUCUCAGCCCCACCCAGGAAGGAAAGGCAGUUGCUAACGCUUCUAUGGUGGGAGGGGAGACUGAAGCGCUACAGAAGCUUAAAAAAUUUGCGGCAGAGUGUGAAGCACAACCACCCAAAGGAGGUAGCCAUGACAGCAUAUAUGGUGCAAACUUCUCCUGCAAAAUUUCCCCAUGGCUAACCAUUGGAUGCAUCUCACCCCGUUCCAUGUUUGAUGAGAUAAAGAAAACAGCUGCCAGAACUAUUUCUGCUGCUGCAAACCGGAAUGAUGGUGCUAGCUCUACAGACACCGGAAUGAACUGGUUGAUGUUUGAGUUACUGUGGAGGGAUUUCUUCAGAUUCAUCACCAAAAAGUACAGUUCUCCAAAGAAACAGCUUGAAGCAGCUCCAGCCGCAGCUUGUACGGGUGUGCUUGCAUAGGCAAGAAUCCAUUUUGGUUGUCAAAGGAAGCUUAUUUUAUGCAGAUUGCAUGCAAAAUUGGUUUCAACAGUGUAGUUAGAUGUUGUAGUAGUGGUGAUGAAAGGGAGUUCCCAUCAAAUAAGUUCACUGAAAUUUGGACACUGCAUUAUUUUAGAAACUUUUCUUUUUUUUUUUAUCACUCUUGUGAAUAACAAAUCCCUGGUUCUGUUUUUUUAUCUGUUAUCUCAUUUUAUAUCAUAUGAUAAAUCUAGCUCAAAAUUAAGCA
Messenger RNA from Manihot esculenta (cassava), 1790 nucleotides. Its product is annotated as blue-light photoreceptor PHR2. The record is from RefSeq and is a predicted model, not a curated record. The transcript is spliced from 4 exons. Bases 146 to 1525 code for a protein of 459 amino acids. Gene Ontology annotation, molecular function: DNA binding; FAD binding. Lineage: Eukaryota; Viridiplantae; Streptophyta; Magnoliopsida; Malpighiales; Euphorbiaceae. Gene Ontology annotation, biological process: photoreactive repair.